UCAAUACUGACUACAGCAAUAAUCAAGAACGACCUUUAUAAGGAAUUUAAGCAAACAUUCUUUUCAUAUUUUCGAAAUUUUUCUUCAUCAUAAGCUUGCAUGAAGCGUACAGUACUAACGAUAUUUCGUUCUAUAGUAUUUAAUUUCCGUCCUAUCUACCUACCGCAAUUUUUGUCCAGCUUAAUCCAUAGGAUCAACACCUCUUCCUGAUGCCUCUGCACGUGUGCGGUUCUACGCCGCCUGAAACUUUCCUCAGUCGCGGGAGUUAAUUCGGGUGGACUCAGCAAUGCGGCAGUAACGGACGUGAUUCUUGUGAUCUGUCGUGAUGGAAUCCUUGCGGAAAGGACCAUCUUUAAGCUGCCGUUAUGCCAUCUAUUCUUACAAUCCUCAGCGGUGCCGUGAAUAUUCUCAAAACGGACUCAAAAGUGAAGAUUCUAUUGAUUUGGAGGAUGUUUCUCCAGCUCCCAGUUGUAGCUUUGGGAUUUUACCAGACGUCAAUAGUGAUGAGGAAGGUGUUGGUAACCGGAUGUGGUGUUUAUCUCUGGUGUGUGGCAAUUUGGAGCCAGAUUUAGAAGUGGAUUUGAGACCCUUUGUUGCCAAACGAAUUGGUCGCGGAUUACUGGGAAUUGGUUCUACCCCUGUUUCUCCCAUGGAUUUCAAACUCCCAUCGGAAUCUGGUCGUGUUGUACCUCUGGCUCAUUCAUUUUGCACAAUGCUUUCUCCUGGACCGAAGAGUAAAGCUGUGAAUAAUGACGACGACUUGAAGCUUAUCAUCUGCCUCUUGUGUAGCUCGCCGCAUUUGUUGAGAGCUUACAAUUUAGAGCUCUUGCAAUUUUGUCAGCGGGUAGCAUCGGAAAUCAAUGCCGAGAGCACGGAAAUUCCGAAGGAGACGAAAGCCAAAAUGGCAUCAUGGGACACCCAAACGCAUUAUAUUAGCAAUUGUCUAUCGUUACUCGGGCAUGAAAAUACGUCUCUUUUACUUCAAGCAAUUCUCGAAAAUCGCAUUCUGGAAAUCAGUUCUGACGACGCUGAUCUGGAAACCAGUUUGCGUCAGCUUUGGGAAACUUUCAACAUAGCCAAAAUUGUUGGUGCCCACGACGAUCAACAAACAACGAAAUUCUCGCUUGUGGUGAAAAGAGAUGACAUUAACAUUUUUGGAUUUGAUCGCUCUGCCUCAAAUUUUGCUGCUGAAUGGGCGCGUGUUCUUCAUCAUCACGUGAGUGAUCAUGUGAAAUUGAAGGAUCACUUCGACGCUUUCAAUGGGAAGAUCGUUCAGAUAUUGAACAACCUCAAACGAAUGGUGAAGGCUGGAGAUGCAUCGUAUCAUGCGUUAUUCCGGUCUUCGCUCUUUCUUCGAUGGACCGGUGCUCCUGUAACUUUUCUGAAACAUGUUAGAGACCAAACAGACGCCGCGGACGCCGAAAUGAUCGAAGUCAUCGAUGUCCUCCGGGAAUUCCUCAUUGAAGAAGGCUUCCGGGAUUAA
Notodromas monacha is the source of this 1483-nucleotide messenger RNA. Lineage: Eukaryota; Metazoa; Arthropoda; Ostracoda; Podocopida; Cyprididae. The record is from the annotation of a GenBank genome assembly.